Molecule: messenger RNA, 3185 nt
Organism: Meriones unguiculatus (Mongolian gerbil)
Lineage: Eukaryota; Metazoa; Chordata; Mammalia; Rodentia; Muridae
Product: UDP-glucuronosyltransferase 2B31-like
Exons: 7
Coding region: 180-1778 (532 amino acids)
Molecular function (GO): UDP-glycosyltransferase activity
Source: RefSeq, a predicted model, not a curated record
CCCACUUCCAUGCCCAUACCAGGGCUGGCCACAAGAUCCACCAGACAUCCCUAUCAUCGCUUACUCAGGAGCUACUCUGUCACCUUGCUUGUUAGAGUUCCCACUUCGGGGCUCCCAGAAAAACACGUUUCAAGAGCUGAACUAUCACCAUUCGAAAGGAAGCUCUGAACUUAACCAAGAUGUCUGUGAAAAUGACAGCAGCCCUGCUCCUGCUCCUGCUACAGCUGAGUGUCUUCUUUGAAUCUGGCAACAGUGGGAAGGUGCUGGUGUGGCCAAUGGAAUUCAGCCACUGGCUCAACUUAAAGACAAUCCUGGAUGAGCUUGUGAAAAAGGGUCAUGAAGUGACUGUUCUGAUACCUUCAGUUUCCCUUUCUUACAAGGCUGAAAACACAUCUGCUAUUGAGUUUGAGACUUUUCCUCCGUCAUAUCCCAUGGCUGAUUUAGAGAAACUUUUUCUGGAAUCCAUUAAUAAGUGCCUUUACGAGCUGCCAAAGCAAUCAUUUUGGGGAUACUUUUCAAUGCUGCUUGAAAUUAUGUUGGCUGAGUCAGAAUAUUCUGAAAGUCUCUGCAAAGAUGUAGUUUUUAACAAGGAACUCAUGACAAAACUACAGAAAUCAAGCUUUGAUGUCGUCCUAGCAGAUCCGUUCAUACACUGUGGAGACUUGCUGGCUGAGAUUCUCAAGACACCCCUAGUAUACAGUCUCCGCUUCUUUCCUGGCUCCACAUAUGAAAAGUACAGUGGAGGACUCCCAUUGCCUCCAUCCUAUGUGCCUGUUGCUCUGUCAGAAUUGACCGAUAGAAUGACAUUCAUGGAGAGGGUGAAAAAUAUAAUCUACGUCCUUUAUUUUGACUUUUGGUUCCAAACAUUUCAUAAGAAGAGGUGGGAUCAGCUUUACAGUGAAGUAUUAGGAAGACCCACAACACUCACAGAGACUAUGGGGAAGGCAGAUAUCUGGCUCAUUCGAACCUACUGGGAUUUGGAAUUUCCUCACCCUGUCUUACCAAAUUUUGAUUUUGUUGGUGGACUCCACUGCAGACCUGCCAAGCCCCUGCCUAAGGAAAUAGAAGAAUUCGUCGAGUCUUCUGGAGAACACGGUGUCGUGGUGUUUUCUCUGGGGUCCAUGGUGGCAAACCUAACAGAAGAAAGGGCCAAUGUGAUGGCAGCAGGCCUCGCCCAGAUUCCACAGAAGGUUCUUUGGAGAUUUGAAGGCAAGAAGCCAGACACCUUGGGCUCCAACACUCGGCUGUACAAAUGGAUCCCGCAGAAUGAUCUUCUAGGUCAUCCAAAAACCAGAGCUUUCAUAACUCAUGGUGGCACCAAUGGCAUCUAUGAGGCGAUCUACCAUGGCAUCCCUGUGAUUGGCAUACCUUUGUUUGGAGAUCAAUAUGAUAAUAUUGUUCAUAUGAAGGCCAAAGGAGCAGCUGUUAGACUGGACUUUCUCACAAUGUCCAGUACUGAUUUGCUCAAUGCAUUGAAGACAGUCACUAAUGACCCUUCUUAUAAGCAGAACGCCAUGCGCUUAUCAAGAAUUCACCAUGACCAGCCAGUGAAGCCCCUGGACAGAGCUGUCUUCUGGAUUGAGUUUGUCAUGCGCCACAAAGGAGCCAAGCACCUUCGGGUGGCAGCGCAUGACCUUAGCUGGGUCCAGUACCACUCUCUGGAUGUGAUUGGAUUCCUGCUGGCCUGUGUGGUGUCUGUGAUCUUUGUCAUCACGAAGUGCUGCUUCUUUUGUUGCCGGAAGUUUGUGAAAGCGGGAAAGAAGGAGAAAAAGCAGUAGCUGCAGUGGCAUGGACUGACGCAUGGGCCUCCUCCUGGGCAUUGCUUCAAACGAAGGCAGGAUGGCAACAUCCUUUAUCCUGUGAGAACUUUCCUCUCUUUGACUCACCAAAUCACAUUAUGACUUCCAGAAUUUUAAUACUUAAUUACAAGUUAGAAAUAUUUUUGGCCAGUUCCAAAAACUAGAAAGAAGCAAAGAUCAAACUAUAUUAGUGCCUCUUUAAAAAUACUUGUGUGGUGCUGGAGAGAUGGCUCAGUGGUUAAGGACUCGUUUUGUUCUUCCACAGGAUUUGAGUUUUAUACCCAGCACCCACAGGAAGCACAGAGCUAUCUGUGUAAUCUAGAGUAUCAAAUGCCCUCUCCUGGCUCCUUCAGGCACUGCGUGCACAUGAUAGAAAGACAUACAUGCAGGCAAAACCACUCAUACACAGAAAAUAAGAAUAAGUACACCUUUAAAGAACUGCCAUAACUUAUCAGGUUUAACUCCAGUUCACAGCUUAAUGAUGGACAUAAAGUCCUUUAAAAAUCUACAGUUAGACCUAAAGAAACUAAUCAAGAGGGAGGACUCUUGCUAAAAUGUGCAAUUCCUAUCCAGAAAUGCAAAGAGGAUGGACAUCAGAAGAAGGAGAAAAGAGGGAACAAGUCAGGAGCCUGACACAGAGGACCUCUGAAAGGCUCUGCCUUGUAGACUGUCAAUGCAGAUGCUGAGACAUAUGGGCAACCUUUGGGCAGAGUGCAGGGAAUCUUAUGAAAGAAGUGGGAAACAGUAAGAUCUGGAGAGGACAGGAACUCCACAAGGAGAGCAACAGAACCAAAAAAUGUGAGCACAGGUGUCUUUCCUGAGACUGACACUCCAACCAAGGACCAUGCAUGGAGAUAACCUAAGACCCCUGCACAGUUGUAGCCCAUGGCAGUUCCGUACCAAGUAGGUUCCAUUGUAAAAGGAACAGGGACUGUCUCUGACAUGAACUGAUUGGCCUGCUCUUUAAUUACCUCCUCCCGAGGGGGAAGCAACAUUACCAGGCCACAGAAAAAGACAAUGCAGCCACUCCUGAUGGGACCUAAUUGACUAGGAUCAGAAGGAAGGAAAAGAAGACUUCCCCUAUCAGUGGAGUUGGGGAGGGGCAUGCAUGCAGAGGGUGGAGGAAGGGAGGGAUUGGGAGUGGAGGAGGGCAGGAACCACAGGGAGGAUACAAAGUGAAUAAAGUGUAAUUAAUAAAGAAUGAAAAAAAAAUCUGCAGUUAGAGUUGGGUGGUGGUGGCAUAAACCUUUAAUCCAAGCACUCAGGAGGCAGAAGCAGGCCCAUCUCCAUGAAUUUGAAGCCUUGUCUGCUGGUUGAGUUUCAGAACAGCCAAAACUAUACAGAGAAACUCUGUCUAAAAAUUUUUUAAAUAAAAUUAUAAAAUUA